Oncorhynchus kisutch (coho salmon) is the source of this 5891-nucleotide messenger RNA. Its product is annotated as pleckstrin homology domain-containing family A member 1. The transcript is spliced from 13 exons. The coding region runs from base 204 to 1301 and encodes 365 amino acids. The record is from RefSeq and is a predicted model, not a curated record. Lineage: Eukaryota; Metazoa; Chordata; Actinopteri; Salmoniformes; Salmonidae.
UUUAACACACACACAGUAGCAGCCUAAAGUUAGUAACACUAGCUACGUUUUAUACAGUGAGUGGGAACUCAUCCAACCCAGCAUAACAAGAGGAGAGGCUGAAUCAAUGAGCUCCUGUGUGAAGAAAACUUGAGCUGUCCUCCAUCUACCCUCUUCCCCUCCUCUCUCCCGGCCCCUGGGCCAGGGAAUGUGCCAGCUGGGAGAUGCCUUACGUGGAUCGGCAGAACCGGAUCUGUGGCUUCCUGGACAUUGAGGAAAACGAGAGCAGUGGGAAGUUCCUGCGUCGCUACUUCAUCCUGGACACCCAACCGGGCAGCCUGGUGUGGUACAUGGACAACCCUCAGAACCUGCCCAUCAGUGCGGACUGUGUUGGCUCACUCAAACUCACCUACAUCUCCAAGGUCAGCGACGCCACUAAGCAGAGACCCAAGGCAGAGUAUUGCUUCGUCAUCAACGCUGGCAUGAGGAAAUUCUUCCUCCAGGCCAAUGAUCAGCAGGACCUGGUGGACUGGGUGAACGCUCUCAAUAAGGCCACCAAAAUCACUGUGCCAAAGUCCUAUGAUGGCCAACAUAAUGUGGAGACCCAGAAAGCCCUUCUGGACAACCUGGUACCCAAGAAGCAGGUCUCCUACAGGACUGACAUCAUCGGGGGAGUUCCCAUCAUAACUCAGAUGCAGCAGGAAAGGGGAGAGGGCCAGGAGGGUUCCGAGCGAGAGUUGCUGCAGAGAUCCCACAACCAGCUGCCAUACUUCCUGGGCAGGCCGACCCAAGACAAGACGGUCAUCAAGUCUGGCUAUUGUGUGAAGCAGGGAGCUGUGAUGAGGAAUUGGAAAAGGAGAUAUUUCUUACUGGAGGAGAACUCAAUGAGUUACUUCAAAUCAGACCUGGAGAAGGACCCUCUGAGAAUUAUUCCAUUGAAGGAGGUCCACAAAGUUCAGGAGUGCAAACAGAGUGACAUCAUGAUGAGGGAUAAUCUCUUUGAGGUUGUCACCACUUCUAGGACCUUUUACAUUCAGGCUGACAGUCCAGAGGAGAUGCACAGCUGGAUCAAGGCUGUCUCUGGGGCCAUCGUAGCCCUGCGGGGACCUGGGAGAUCUGCAGCCACAAUGCGGCAAGCCAGACGGCUGUCGAACCCCUGUAUACAGAGGUAUACGGCCCGAAUCGGGGAGUGCAGCACUCUCCUGCAGCUGUAUACCUGUCUUAGACGUCUCACAUCCUGCCUGUCACUAGUUCUACUUCCUGUCCGCUGCCUGUAUUUCUGUUUACUCUCUCACACCGUCGACUUGCAUAACCCCAGUUAACUUCAAACUUUAUUUAUAAAAUGAGAAUUAACUUUAUCUUUGGGAGCUAAACCACAAUCAUGUUCACAUAAAUAACUGUUUUAGCUGUUUAUGUUUGUGUUGUGUAUGUUGUGUAUGAUGACAUCCACUGUAUAUGUACACUUGGAAGCUCAUGAACUAACCGACCUAGCAUACCUGAAGAAUCACGUAGCCCUUUGUUUGCUCUCACACAGGCCGUUAUGGUGUAGGUGUUUCUGUUGAAUGGUCUGCUUCAAGUCAUGUAAUUAAACUGCUCUUUCAGUACCAGUCAAAAGUUUGGACACACCUAUUCAUUCCAGGGUUUUUCUUUAUUUUUACUAUUUUCUACAUUGUAGAAUAAUAGUGAAGACAUCAAAAGUAUAAAAUAACACACAUGGAAUCAUGUAGUAACCAACAAAGUGUUAAACAAAUCCAAAUAUAUUUUCUUUUUGAGAUUCUUCAAAGUAGCAACCCUAGAAUUUCUUUCCUCCUUAAUGCAUUUGAGCCAAUCAGUUUUGUUGUGAGAAGGUUGGGGUGGUAUACAGAAGACAACCCUAUUUUGUAAAAGACCAAGUCCAUAUUAUGGAACAAACAGCUCAAAUAAGCAAAGAGAAACAACAGUCCGUUACUUUUAGACAUGAAGUUUAGUCAAUCUGGAAAAUGUCAAGAACUUUGAAGUUUCUUCAAGUGCAGUCGCAAAAAUCAUCAAGCACUAUGAUGAAACGCUCUCAUGAGGACCACCACAGGAAAGGAAGACCCAGAGUUACCUCUGCUGCAGGUAGGUACCUCUAAAUGCUUCACAGAGUUCAAGUAACAGACACAUCUCAACAUCAACUGUUCAGAGGAGACUGUGUGAAUCAGUCCUUCAUGGUCUAAUUGUUGCAAAGAAACCACUACUAAAGGACACCAAUAAGAAGAGACUUGCUUGGGCCUAGAAACAUGAGCAAUGGACGUUAGACCGGUGGAAAUCUGUCCUUUGGUUUGACAUGUCCAAAUUUGAGAUUUUUGGUUCCGACCUCUAUGUCUUUGUGAGACGCAGAGUAGGUGAUGAUCUCCGCAUGUGUGGUUCCCACCAUGAAGCAUGGAGGAGGUGGUGUGGGGGUGUUUUGCUGGUGACACUGUCAGUGAUUUAUUUAGAAUUCAAGGCACGCUUAACCAGCAUGGUAACCACAGCAUUCUGCAGCAAUACGCCAUCCCAUCUGGUUUGGGCAUAGUGGGACUAUCAUUUGUUUUUCAAUAGGACAAGGACCCAACACACCUCCAGGCUGUGUAAGGGCUAUUUGACCAAGAAGGAGAGUGCUGCGUCAGAUGACCUGGCCUCCACAAUCACCUAACCUCAACCCAAUUGAGAUGGUUUAGGAUGAGUUGGACCGCAGAUUGAAGGAAAAGCAGCCAACAAGUGCUCAGCAUAUGUGGGAACUCCUUCAAGACUGUUGGAGAAGCAUUCCAGGUGAAGCUGUUUGAGAGAAUUCCAAGAGUGUGCAAAGCUGCCAUCAAGGCAAAGGGUGGCUAUUUGAAGAAUAUGAAAUAUAAAAUAUAUUUAAUUGUUUAACACGUUCUUUGGUUACUACAUGAUUCCAUAUGUUAUUUCGUAGAUUUGAUGUCUUCACUAUUAUUCUACAAUGUAGAAAAUAGUAAAGGAAAACCCUGGAAUGAGUAGGUGUGUCCAAACUUUCGGUUGGUACUGCACAUUUUUACAUGUUCUCUUUCUGGCUGCAUGUUUGAAUUAAUGGUACAGAAUUAUGAUGACUUUGAUGUUUUACAUAUCAUUUUGAACUGAUUGGGGGGGAUUUGAAAUGCCAGGAUUGGCAAUCGGGCGUUCUUUUAAUACCAUGAGGUUGUACAUUUCCCAGGACAUUGACAUACCUGAUAUUGGCAGAAAGCUUAAAUUCUUGUUAAUCUAACUGCACUGUCCAAUUUACAGUAGCUAUUACAGUGAAAUAAUACCAUGCCAUUGUUUGAGGAGAGUGCACAAUUUUGAACAUAAAGUUAAUAAUAAAGAAAUUAAGCACAUGGGCAGUCUUGAUACAAUUUUUUAAACAGAAAUUAAAUGGUUCAUUGGAUCAGUCUAGAACAUGAUCUUUUACCAGAUCUAUUGUGUUAUUCUCCUACAUUCCUUUCACAUUUCCACAAACUUCAGUGUUUCCUUUCAAAUGGUACCAAGAAUUUGCAUAUCCUUGCUUCAGGGCCUGACCUACAGGCAGUUAGAUUUGGGUAUGUCAUUUUAGGCGAAAAUGUAAAAUAUAUAUUUUUUUAAAGGGGCAGAUCCGUAACAACACCACCAACUGGCCACUGACAUGGUCUUUCUUUAUUCCUCACCCCCUCUUGUUUUUACAGAGAGUGAAAUGACAGUGAAAUACUAACUUUUAAAAAACAAGCACUACUGCUACUACUACUGCUUGCACUACCACCGUCACAGCUUUACCAGCACUUCUACUGUCUGCUACUAGUACCACCGCUGCUGCAUCAGCCGCUACACCACAAGUCUGCCACUGACUAUUCACAACUGUUUUCCAAAUUAGAUUUUCGUCACCACCCUUGGUGCCUGUCUGACUGUGAUUCUGUGGGACACACCCCUCUGUCCUCUCUCAGCAGGAGCACUGUGGCUGUUCCUCCUCUUCCACAUUCUACAGCAGCCACCCGGGGCCCCCCGUCCCUCGCUCGCCCAUAUCUGCAGUGCCACCCUACCCAGAGUGCCCUGCUGUCGCGGGCGGCGCACGCCCGGAGCCUGGCGUGGGACAGCGAGCAUUUCAUGAGCCUCCUGCCACGACCCAGCCACGCCCGACUGUCACUGCAGGAGACACGCCUGUCCAAGUGACUGCUGCCACCACACUUGAGUCGCCAUGGAGACGGUGCAGCACCUUUGAGGGCUACCCACCAGAACCCCCUCCUUGACUUGGACCCUACCGACCUGCCAGUCAGUGAAGUCUGACCCCUACCAACAAACUAGGAGAUGAUGUGUGACAACAGUGAUAAUGGAGGAAAUGAGGAGUGCUUUUGAAUAACCGAGAGAAGCAGAACCAGGGGGUUGCUGGUCUCCUCCACCAAACUGACCAGAAGUCAUCUGGAUAGAAAUGGCAGAAAGCAGGAACUGGACUCCAUGCCAAAGUGAAUGACUGUAUAAUAUGUCUGACCUCCAUCCAUCUCUUUACCUAACCCAACUAGUCAACCCUGGUCAGAUAUUAGAGUUGAAAGUCACUCAGGGACAGAGGGGUUGCAUUCUCUCCCGGUGUUUCAUUGUUAGUCAUCUGCUCAGUUCAAGUUGAGGCCUGUGUACACAUGCAUAAAGUCAUGCAAUCAGGUGUGUGGGGAGGGUGGGAUUCACACUGAGCUCUAUGCCAAAGAUACGCCAUUUGCCAUUUUCUCCCACCUCAGAUCAAACGUUAAUGUUCGCCUACACAUUUAGAUUUAAAAUGCAAUGAAGAGUUUUACCUGCAACUCCUGACUACACACAAAGAUUAAUUCAACAAUUUGUGUGCUAGUGAGUGUAUAUUUUAAGGGAGCAAGCUAUAUUGUCUGAGGGAAUAGUUGUCAAGCUACAGACAUAAUCAUGCCUGGUCAUUUCAUACAUUCACUGUUGUUCUUAUUGAACGUUGUCUUUAUUGUUUUACUUUACUGUAUGGUGUAUGACCCAAAUUAUUCUCAGACAUUUUCAUCAUUUGAUUUUACAAUCCCACUCAAGAUCCACACCAUAGUAUUACAGUUAGAACGUUUUUGGCACACACUGUGGACUGGUACGAGAGGACUGUGCAGCUCCAAAGCAAGCCAUGUGGGUCAUUCCACCAAUUUGGUGCCUUUUUGAGAAGUAUAAAGUGGUAAAAAAAUAAUAAAAAAAUCACCUUAAUUAGGAUUCUGUCAUAAAGAGCACAUUUUCAACUUUAGCAAGUCUUUAUUCAGAUACAAAAAAAUCAAAUUUAUUGAAUUCUUUGUGUUGUCUAUAUUAAAGGCUACUUCAUUUAAUAUAACAGACUUAAAUGUGUUGUUGGUGCACAAUUUUUACUUAACAUAUCAAAGGGAAGCAAAAGGCACUCAUUUCGUGCAACGAUCCACGGAUGUUUGCCUAAUCCUGCAGGGUACUGUUUUGGGGUUAUCUUCGGACUUGUACCAAUAGGAGCUUAGUGGGGGAGUGAGUUGAGCGACAGAGUGAGGUGGCUUCAGUACGGGACCAAAGUCAACAGUAGUCACUACUAGGGAAGGGAUGGCCAGAGUGUCUUGCAGAGAUGAUGUUUAAAUAAAUACUGGUCACCAAACCUGCCUGACCUCAGACCUGUAUACUGUACAGUGGCUUCAACCAUUUUAAUGACUGCUGUCCUAUUUGUUGAGUUAUGACAAUGACAGCUGCUGUUUUGUGCGUGUGAUAACAUUGGUUUUCUUCAACAGUUUGUAUGGGAUGGUUUUAUUUUAUGUUGUAAAAUGAUGUGGUAAGAUGUAUAUUUCCGUUUGAACUUCCCUGUGCCUGUAUUGCCAGGUAGUGGAGGUUAACCCAACAAUACUACUCAAAGGUCUUAUUUCAAUAGCUCUCAGUAGUGGUUUUGCAAAACCAUAUAGCUGCUAAAGUGCCAUAAAUUCUAUAAAAAUAAAAUGUUGUUCUAA